Symbiodinium sp. CCMP2456 is the source of this 6942-nucleotide messenger RNA. The record is from the annotation of a GenBank genome assembly. NCBI's taxonomy places the organism in Eukaryota, Dinophyceae, Suessiales, Symbiodiniaceae.
AUGGAGGAAGAAACUGCAGAGCACGACGGCGACCCUUUGAAUGCUAGGGACGCCGCUGCAGUAGGAGACGGUUUCUUAGAUCAACUAUGUCCCCUUCUCGUGCUGCCGUGCGGGGAGGAUGCAAGUGGAGCGCCCGUGACAGUGCAAGCCUUGUGUGUGGGAGACGUCGGGGGGCGGUUGCUGAUUGCCCUUCCUGCCGCAGCGUGGCACCGCACCAUCGCCCGACGAGCUGUCCCGAAGGGGUUCAUCAGCCGGGUCUUCGGCGCCGAGGUUGCUGUGUGUUCGCGGAAGGACAGAGUCUCCGAGAUUCCUGGGCAAACCAUUCGUAUAUGGCUCGGCUUCUGCGAGAGCUCGGCCGAGGACACCCUAGAGGUCUCGGACGAGGACGUGACUGUGCCCUUUGGUCUUCUUCCUACCGGCGAACCGCUUGUGCCCCUGGUCGACUCGCUGGCCGAGAUUUGGCAGGUUCAGGUUGCACAGGCACAGGCCACGCCGUUGCAGACAGCCUCCGAAGGCCCUGCCCCAGCAGGUUUCGACCAAAGGCUUGCAAGUUUGGAGGCUACCGUUGCGACUUUGGCUGCCAGCCUUUCUGGCUACCCUGCAAAAGCCGAGCCCAGCUCUUCUGCUCAUCCACAGUUGAGGCUUCGACGGGUGCCCAAAGCCGCCGCACCCAAGCCGGGCACGGUUGCCGACGCCAACACUGGGGUUUAUCCGGGUUUAGACAAAGGGGUUGUCGCAGCAGCGCUGGCGGCCGGGGUCGAUUCCCAAGCCUUGCAAGAGAUGAGCCGGCUCGUCGGUGCCCCGGGGCCGAUGGGAAGGCUGAAACCGGAGCCGAGGCCAGCCUUGGCCGAUGCGGGGCGAGAUCCUUUGGAAGAGUCGGAGGACGAAGCGCAGGCAGCAAACGAGCCCCAGGGGCACCUCGCAGGUGCUGGGUCGGGUCAGGCUUUGACUUCGAACGGUUCGGCCGAAGCCCUUGCCUCUGCCCUCGUAAAGUGCCUAGACACCUUUCAAUCCCCCAGCUCUCAGAAGAAGGGCGCCCUGGAAAGAGCCCUCGAUGCUACCGGCGGUGGGUCUCUCGACACCUCCUUGGGCGGGGGGAGAAGAAAUUCCUCUGCCAGGCGCUUGCUUCGAGAGGCGCUGACCUCGUCUCCUCACGAGAUAUCAGCUAUCAUCGAAAAUCUCAUGGCCGAGGACUUGAGUGCCUCCACGCCGGGCAUUGCUAUCCCGCCCCUGACGAGCAGCCGUGCGUGGCUGGAACACAGGAGCAAAGUGCAAGCCUUUCCGACCAUGGUUCACCUAGCAUGGGCGAUAGCCGGGGCUUUGGAUUGCUUGCGGAACGGCCAGACCGCGCAAGCGAGAGCCCGCCUGAACAUUGCCUUGCUGCAGGCAGACCAGACCUCAGUGGACAAAGGAAACUGGCUACUCAGCCAAGAGUUAUCACUGGAGCCGUCUCCUCCGAUGGCCUCUUUCCGGCGUCACGACACGGGGCAGUCCUCGGCAGAGGGGGUCUACAGCAAGCUGUUGGAUCCGCGGUGGGCAGAGAUUGCUUUGUCGCGGCUUCGAGACGAGGCCGAUUUCCUGGAAAAACGGCAUCGACUAUCUCAGCGGCAGACUCCCGGGCCCAAGGAUGCGACAGAACCUUCGACCGAGGCCGGUCGGCGAGCGCCCGGAGCUGACGCUCCCCCUCUCGCUUUGCCCGCUUUGUGGAAUUCGCUGCCCCGGAUACUUUUGAAGAGCUCCGGGCCUUUCUCUUCUUUUCUUCGGUCUUCGCUUCGCUCGGGGGCCCAAUUUGCCUCCACGCCCCACACCUGGCCUUGUCCCAUGCCUUUUCCCGAAGCUUUCGCGGGCCGACCCGCGCCGGGACUUUGGAGGAAAAGCCUUCUCAACCUUACGGUGGCGCAACUUAGCUACCUUUACCUCGGCUGCCCUGAUGACUGCCCUUCUUCGGUGCGCCUCGGCGUGCCCCUCAACCGGAAGCAGUGGAAAGCCGUGCGGGGCUUACGGCACUUGGUGUUCGGCAGCUUUUUUCCUUUGCACUACGAGCCCUCUGACUACGGGCGAAUAGGUCACAAGGUGGAAGGUCAGGACAAGGUUUUGCAGGCGCUCGGCCGGGCAGCCGCCUCAGUGUGUAACAGCUUGGGUGGCUACUUGCCGCGUUCCUUUACGUCCGUUCCUGGCCCUUUUUCACCUGCGCCACCUGCCGACGUCGUCGGCCUUUUGCCUGGCAAACCUGACGUGGCUGCUUUGCCUAUCACGGCUGCCCGUGUGAAGCUGCCGGCCCGUCCGGAAUUUGACCCUGUACCAUACAUGGACAGCACUACGAAGGAGUUCUUCUUGGAGCCCCUACGCCAUGCACGAAUCCCCGAGCCGGGUGUCGAUAAGCCACCUUUCGUGAAGAUUUUGGCCGACUCCACCCAAAAGCUUCAGCUUCUCCAGAACCUUGCUAGGUCUGGCCGCCUCGAACCUUUGACUUCGGUGCCGCCUGAGCGUCUUGAUUGGGGCGCGGGCCUUUUCUGCGUGGCCAAAAGUGAAGUUAAGGACCGCCUGAUUUUAGACGCGCGCCCUGCAAACGCCCUCGAGGACUUUCCCGGCCGCUGGGUCCAUACUCUUGCAUCUGCAGCCUGUCUCGGCGGGAUCGUCUUAAAGGAGGGCGAGGUUUUGCUCAUGGCCGGCACAGAUUUGGUGGACUGCUUUUACCAAUUUUGUGUUUCGCCUCAGCGCGCCACCAGGAAUCUUCUUGCCUGUGCCCUCACCGCCAGUGAGGCUGCGUUCGUCUUCGAGCGCCCCGCUUCCGACUUUGGGCCCCCGGGCGCCGUUGUGCAUUGCGGCCUCACUUCGCUCGCAAUGGGCGACUCUUCUGCUUGUGAGUUCGCUCAGUGCAGCCACCUUGGUGUCUUGCUCCAGGGCCGAGCUUUGCAGGUGGGAGAGUUGAUGGUCCAGGCUCAGGCUCCUCCUAGGGGGCUUCUUUCAGUUGGCUUGGUCAUCGACGACCUCAUUAUAUUACAGCGUUGCCUUGCUGAGCAGUUGCCGAAGUUUUCUGCAAAGCCUGGGUCCUCUGCAGGCUCCCGCCGCUUGAGAGCAGCUCUUGAAGCUUAUGACCGGGCCCACUUGCGGUACUCACCCGAGAAGACCUUUGAAGACAAGACUCAAGCCUCGUUUUGGGGGGUUGACUGCUGUGGCGUUUCGGGGCUGGUGAGGCCAAAUCCUUCGAGGUUUUGGCCUCUGGUACUGAUUACCACUCGUGUGAUUCAGCUCGGCCUUGCCACCCGGUCGCUCCUCGAAUCCCUUGUCGGCUCUUGGGUUUCGGUCUUUAUGGUCCGGCGGCGGCUCCUCAGCUUGGUGAACCUGUGCUUCCAGGUGCUCCGCGAAGGGUCUCCUCAGGCCAUCUUGCGACUUAGCCCCGAGCUAAAAGCUGAGCUUGCCUCUUUUGUUUGCUUGGGGCACCUGGCUGUGGUUGAUUUGCGGGCCCCGGUGUUGCCCAUUAUCAUCGCCACCGAUGCGUCCAGCACCUGGCAAGCUGCCGUUGAAGCCCACGUGGCGCCCGAGGUGUCAGAGGAGCUCUUGCGGCAUACUGUGCAGCGUGGCUCUUGGACGCGUCUUUUGUCACCCCAAGCCGCCUACCUAAGACAACGGUGCCUCCUUGAGCCCUCUGACGAGCUGCCGGGGGAGGUGAGCUAUUUCGCUCAUCCUUUGGCUGAGGCUGCUGCGCGUGUGCCUGCUUACAAGUGCCUGUGGAGGCGCGAGUACCGCAAUCGGGUGCACAUCAAUGUGGCCGAGUUGGGUGCCUACUUGCGAGAAGAAGCGAGGGUGGCCGGGCGAUAUGUUGCUUCCCGACCCUUGUUUGGCCUUGACUCGCAGGUAAGUCUGGGAUGUCUGUGCAAGGGCAGGUCCUCCUCAGGUGUGUUAAACCGCAUGCUGGCAGCUUCUCUUGCACCGCUGCUGAGCUCGCGGGUCUUCCCGGGGCAUCUCUUUUACCCCUCAGCCCUGAAUCCUGCCGAUGACCCCACGAGGCAUCUCAGUGUAAGACCACCUUCCUGCCCAAAGCCUGCGUGGUGGGCUGCGCUAGAGGCUGGGGAUGCUACGUUGCUUGAGGCCUUUCUUGCUGAGCACGACAGUGCCCCUGACUCCAAUACCGGUUGCCGUGCCAAGACCGUGCCUGCCGAAGGCGAUCGCGAAGCUGACUUUAAACAGUCAGACCUUCUGGAGUUGGGCGGUAUGCGGCCCAUCGUUACCCGGUCCAACCGCGAAAGCCGGUCGUGCUCCUUGUCUCGGUUGCCUCCGCGCGCAAAGUGCACUGCCGAGCCUCCGGGCAAAGCGCCGCUUCUGCCUUUCAAGUCGAACCCUGCCGCCAGUGCUGUCGCUCAGGUCCUUGCUCGGUUUCCAGCUAGGCAGUUCGUGACGCCUCCGGGCGGUGCACUUGAUCUUGACGUGCCUGGGGCCCUUGACUUGUUUGACUCUGACCUCUGCUUUGCGCGUGCUUUGGUCCGGCACGGCGCCCCAUGGGUGCUCACUUUCAACAGUGCCCGGUCUCCCGACGAGGACCUUGCUUGCUCAACACGUCGCGCCCUCCUUGAGUGGUUGCUGUCUUGCAAGGCCUUCAAAGUUUUUCGUGCAAAGCCGCCGGCUUCUUCUUUCUCCAGGGCUGUUCGCCCGCCCGUCCGUUCUCGUGCUGAGCCGGCCGGUGUUGGGCAUCUUUCGCCCGCUAUGUUUCGCAAGGUGCAUGCAGACAACCUUUUGAAUCAGUGGCUUCUCCGUUGCCGCGACCUCGCUGUCCAAAACGCUGCCGCUUACUCUGUUGAGGCUCCAGACUGCGCCUACUUUUGGCUUAUGCCCGGCUGGCAGUUCGAAAGCCGUCCGGGUUCGACUGGUACUUUCAGGGCUGAUCUGUGUCAGUUUGGUUGCCUGUGGAGAAAGCGGACAAGGGUAGCCACAAACUGUAUGCUCGCUUCGGCCAGGCUUCUUUGCACUGGCAAGGUGCGGCAUCUUCGACUUCUUGGUUGGUCUUCCGCCCACCGUUUGCCCUGGUCUGCCGUCGCCGAGCAUUACCCUGCGGGCUUCUCCGAAGCUCUGGCCCUCGGUCUCUGUUCCCAUGCUGGCUGGACUUGCGCCAGGCCGUUGGACCCCAGCGCGUGUGCUAAGCUAGGGCCUUGUUGUCGCGUCGGUGAAGCCAAGCACCCUGGGCCCCGGUGGCGUCGCGGUCGUCAACCGCGCUCCAGCGGCGACCUUGAAGCCCAGCCGCUGCAGUCCGCAUCCUCGCUCUUCUUGGGCACUUCGGCCUGGACUUCCUUUCUCGUGUGGGUCUCCCCUUUCCUGUCUGUCGAUCCUCUCGGUUUGUUCGCGUCUUGUCCAGUGUUAGCCGCCAUGGCCCUCCGUGCUUUCGGCAACCACUUGUACUGCUCGGGAGGAACCAAGCACACCUUUCGGUAUACCUUGGUUGGAGCCCAACGCGAACUGCCGCUUCUCAAAGGUUCUUUGGCUCCAGCGUGGGAGCUGCUCUCGAGAUGGGAGGCAGUCGAGCCUGUUGUGCACCGGACCCCGCUUCCGGAGCCUCUGCUGAAGGCUAUGGUGGUGCUCUGUUGGCUUAAGGGUUUCAGGCGAUGGGCUGCCUGCUCUUUGCUGGCCUUCUAUGGCAUGGCUCGCAUUGGGGAAGUUCUGAAAUGCCGGCGUGAGCACUUGAUGCUCCCUGAGGACUUGUUUUACAACGUUGGAGCCGUCUUUCUGCGCCUGGAAACCUCAAAGACUUCUCUGAGAGGCCGCCCAAAGGUCCAGCACAUCCGGGUUGACGACGAGGAUGCCAUCGCCCUCAUCGUCCACGCUUUCGGCAGCUUGGGAAGGAGUGAGCCUUUGUUUCCGUUGAGCCCUUCGGCUUACCGCUCGCGCUGGGACAAGUGUCUUAAGACACUCGGCCUGGAAGGGCUGGUCGAUGUUACACCUGGAGGUCUACGAGGCGGGGGUGCGGUUGCAGCUUACCAUCGCGGUGCUGCGAUAGCUGACAUACAAUGGAAGCUGCGCCUAAAACACAUGGGCACCCUCGAACACUAUCUCCAAGAAGUAGCUGCCCUGGCCGCCCUGGACAACGCUACGGAUGAUGCCAAGGAGGAGAAAGCACAGGACCGCAACCGAAAGGUAAAGGAACGCCCAACAGUCAGAGCUUCUACACGGAGGGACAAUGGCAAGCUCGUGCUCAACACUGGACCCAACAAGCACAGCGAGGUGCUGGUCAAGAACACGUACGACUUGUCAGAAAAGAUGGAUGCGAACCCGGCGAGUGUUUGGCUGCUGCAAACAGAGAGGAUGACCCGAUCGUCGACGAAGCGCUUCGGAUGGUCGCCGACAAAGCUGGCGAAGGCAUUGGAUUUCCCUACCGAGCUAGUGGCAAUAGCAGGCAACUUACGACAGGCAGGAUACCAGGUGCUCUGCCAGGACGGAUGGUGCUACUCGUGGAGUCAGAUCCAGAUAGAUUUUUCGCCUUGGCCAAGCUCCUCCUGCUCUUGCCACUCGUGUGGAAGCCAAGCUGGACUUGAGCAGGCGUGGCCUCAUGGACGAGGCGGGAGACAACACCGUUGUCAUUCGAAUGUGUGCGAGCUGGUGUGCGAGCUGGUGUACUCGUCAAGAAUGGCAAAGGCACAACACCGUCAAAGGCCCGGGCACCUGUGCGCGACGAUGGGCAUCAUCUUUGGCGAUGGAGUCAUGCCGUUUGACUUGCAUGACACUUUGGGCUGGGAAGUUUGGGAGCGCAAGCAAGACGCAAUUCGCGGGCUAGUGCGGGUGCAGUGCUUGAGCGUUGCAAAGGCUCUGUUUCAGCAAGGAGGUCAAGACGUCGGUGGAGUUACCUUCUUUCCUGAGGCUGUGGUAGCUGAUGGUCGUGUCGGUCAGAGUCCUUCUAUUGGGUACGGCAUGACCAGGAAACGUGGGACGCUUACGCAGCCAGGCCCGGGCUGA